AUGACAUGUCAACUACCUAUUGAUUGCUUGCAUGAAAUUUUUGAAUAUUUGGAAGGUAAAGUCACAUUACAUUCAUGUUUAUUAGUUAAUCGUCUUUGGUGCGAAGUUUCCGUUCAAAUUUUGUGGAGAAGUAUUCGGAAUUAUCACACUUUGAUUGCUUGCCUUCCUAAUGAAUCAAGGGAAAUUUUGAUCAAGAAUGAGAUUAUGAUUUUAACGACAACUUCAAAUCCGCCAUUAUUUAAUUACAUAUCAUUUGUUAAAGAACUUCGUAUAAAUGAGAUUGGUAAAAAUAUUUAUAAGAUUCUUAGAAAUAGUCAUCCCAACACCUACAACGAUAAGUACACGGUCGUGAUACAAGAAAUAUUUAAAACGUUGAUGAAUCAGAUUUCUUUAAAAAAGAUGAACUUAUUUUAUGGUUGGGGUUACAUAAGGGAUACACCGUUUAUCACUUAUCCUGGAGCGAUGGAAUGCCUGAAAAAUCUAUCGGAAUUCAACUGUGAUUCAAACAUUCAUUCCGAAUUUUUCUAUCAAUUAUCCCAAAUCUGUAAUGAUUUACAAUCACUGAAAAUCAGGAUAAAUAGUUCCACCUCAGAUGGAUUGACGGAUUUGAUCACUGCUCAGCAAAAUUUAAAGCAUUUGACCAUUAUCAAAUCUUAUUAUUGUAAAGGUAUUUCAAACAUGAUCCCUUCAAUCACAAGUCAUUCUAAUGGUUUGAUCAAAUUAAACCUUUGUGGAAAUGGACAUCCCAUACCGUUUUCAUUCAUUUCCAAAUUCACCAAUUUACAAGAGCUCAUAUUAACCUUUAAUUAUUGGGGUUUUAAGGAUUUUGAAAAGUUACAAGACGUUACCCUCUCACAUUUACGCGUUUUAAAGUUUAAAUACGGACUUCCCAAACAUGAAUAUUUGAGGAAUUUCUUGGAGAAUAAUGGAACCAACUUGGAGAAAUUUUAUCAUCGUCUUUACGAUCAGUCAUUAAGCUUGGCAAUUGCGAGUUUAUGUUCAAAUGUGAAGUCAUUACGUACUGUCUUUUUUCAUAAUGAUUUGGAGACGUUGAAAGAAAUUUUGAAUGGUUGCCGACGAUUAGAAAGCAUGAAGGUUCGGUAUGACAAUAGUUGUUUAAGCGAGAAAGAGUUAUUGGAGGCUAUUGCAAUUUAUUCUCCCAGGAAUUUUUUUGAAUUAAAAAUAGAUUAUGAUCAUGGAUUCCAUUCAGAACUAAAGUCGGUUGAUUUGGAAUCUUUCUUCAAAAGGUGGACAAAUCGCGUACCACAAAAACCGAUAUCUUUAAUUCUUAUUAAUAAAUAUCAUGCGAAUAGUUUAGCUGACAAAAAGGAAAACAUGAGUAUAAUUGAGACUUAUACUAAGUUAGGAGUUAUUAAGAAAUUUGAAGUUAAGAAAUUAGAAUUUCAUAACUCAAUUAAUUAUAAAAAAAUAAAUCUUUAG
Molecule: messenger RNA, 1440 nt
Organism: Funneliformis mosseae
Lineage: Eukaryota; Fungi; Glomeromycota; Glomeromycetes; Glomerales; Glomeraceae
Source: the annotation of a GenBank genome assembly